AUGCUGCAAUCCGUUAAGAAAACGUUCGCGGGGGGUCGGAAAAAAGCAGGAAGUAAAGCCGAGCACCACGAUAGCGCCGCAGGUGCCGCCCAGCACCACGGGCACGCGCCGCCCCCCGCCGGGCCCGCUGGGGGACCAGCGUCCCGGAGCGCUUCAGGAGGAAAGGCUCCGGGGGCCAAUGCCGCAAAAGGCGCCGCGCCUGCCGCUGGCGCGGCGGUCCGAACGAGCAGCUUCAACAAGGACAAGUCCGACGCCGUAGCGAGUCCUGUUGUAGCGAAUCCGAACGUGUCGCCGUUCGCCGAGCCGCUCCCGCUUUUCCGGGACGUGGCGGCUCCGGAAAAGCAGGCGCUCUUCAUCCGCAAGCUCGCGCUCUGCUGCCACACGUUCGACUUCGCGGACCCGCUUAAGAACAUGAAGGAGAAGGAGAUUAAGCGGCAGACGCUCCUAGAACUAGUGGAGUACGUUAACUCCGGCACGGGGAAGUUUAGCGAGGUGGUUUUCGAAGACAUCGUGCGGAUGCUCCGCGCGAAUCUGUUCCGCGCGCUCCCCCCGUCCGCGCACGAGAACACGGGGUCGGAGGGGUUCGAUCCGGAGGAGGAGGAGCCAAAUAUGGAGCUCGCGUGGCCGCAUUUGCAGAUCGUGUACGAGUUUCUGCUGCGCUUCGUAGUUAGUAACGAGACGGAUGCUAAGGUGGCGAAACGGUACCUGGACCAGCCAUUCGUGCUGAAGCUGCUAGAUUUGUUCAACUCCGAGGAUCCGCGCGAGCGCGACUAUUUAAAGACCAUUCUGCACCGGAUAUACGGCAAGUUCAUGGUCCACCGGCCGUUCAUCCGCAAGUCGAUUAACUACAUCUUCUACCGUUUUAUCUACGAGACGGAGCGGCACAACGGAAUCGCGGAGCUGUUAGAGAUCCUCGGUAGCAUUAUCAACGGAUUCGCGCUGCCUCUUAAAGAGGAGCACAAGCUGUUCCUGGUCCGCGCGUUAAUCCCGCUGCACAAGCCUAAGUGCGUGUCGAUUUACCACCAGCAGCUGUCGUACUGCAUCACGCAGUUUGUCGAGAAAGACCCGUCUCUCGCGGACGUGGUGCUGCGCGGGCUGCUUAAGUACUGGCCCUUAACUAACAGCCAGAAGGAGGUGUUGUUUCUCGGGGAGCUGGAGGAGAUUCUGGAGCUCACGCAGGGCGCGGAGUUCCAGCAGGUCGUCGCGCCGCUCUUCCUCCGCAUCGCGCGCUGCUUGAAUAGCUCGCACUUCCAGGUGGCGGAGCGCACGCUCUUCCUGUGGAACAACGACUACAUCGUGAGCCUCGUGGCUCAGAACCGAGCCGCUGUGCUGCCGCUGAUCUUUGGCGCUCUCGAGAGGAAUGCGAGGAGCCACUGGAACCAGGCGGUGAACGGGCUAACCAUCAACGUGCGCAAGAUGUUUCUGGAGAUGGAUCAAGCUCUCUACGAGGACUGCCAGAGGCAGUUUCUGGAGGAGGAGGCGCGGGAGAGGGACGUGCAGGCGAGCAGGGAGCACGCGUGGAGACGGCUUGAAGAGGAGGCUGCUGCUCGCUCGCCCCUGUAUGGGGACGGCAGCGGUGCGGGUGGCAAUGGGGUGCAGGGUCGAGACAUGAGAAUGGGCAUGUCGGUGGAAGCGUCGAACAAGGGGGGGCUGGGAGCAACAGUAGCAUCAGUUGCAACAGCAGCAGCAGCAGCAGCAGCAGCAGCAGCAGCAGCAGCAGCAGCAGCAGCAGCAGCAGCAGCAGCAGCAGCAGCAGCAGCAGCAGCAGCAGCAGCAGCAGCAGCAGCAGCAGCAGCAGCAGCAGCAGCAGCAGCAAUAGCUGUGACUGCACCAGGAGUGCAUAAAAGGGCAGGCUACUCUGAGUCGUCGCCUCCUCUCCGCCUCUCGUCCGUACCGCUCGUCGCUCCUUUCUGCUCUCUCCAUUCUGCGGAAGAAUCUGUUUCGCCCUCCACAGAUUCGCUUUCGUCCGUGACGGCGUACGGUUUUCCGGUUUUCGCGAAAGCGGUCGUAUUCGGUUUCAAACGAUCUACAACGAUGAGCUCCGCAGCGCGGCCGCGAUGCUUCCUGGAUAUUGCGUUCGACGGGAAGCCUGUCGGCAGAAUCGAGGUGGAGCUCCGGCCCGACGUCGCGCCGAAGACGGUGGAGAAUUUUGUCGGCUUGUGCAACGGGACGAGCUCGGGGCUGGGCUAUAAGGGCCUGACGCUGCACCGCAUCAUUCCCGGAUUCAUGGCGCAGGGCGGCAACUGCGGUAGUUCCAUCUUCGGGCAGCCGUUCCCCGACGAGAGCUUCGAGCUGAGGCACAACGGCAGAGGCGUUCUUUCCAUGGCGAAUCGCGGCCCCAACACGAACAACUGUCAGUUCUUCAUCUGCUUCACUGCUACGCCUCACCUAGAUGGCAAGCAUGUCGUCUUUGGAAAGGUGGUUUCAGGAAUGGAUGUUGUUGACAAGCUGGAGUCAGUCGGUAGCGACAGUGGCAAGACGUCGGUGGAGGUUACAAUUCAGGACUGCGGCCAGCUCUUGUAA
Messenger RNA from Closterium sp. Yama58-4, 2523 nucleotides. The record is from the annotation of a GenBank genome assembly. Lineage: Eukaryota; Viridiplantae; Streptophyta; Zygnematophyceae; Desmidiales; Closteriaceae.